Messenger RNA from Penicillium antarcticum, 2595 nucleotides. Its product is annotated as putative C6 transcription factor (War1). Lineage: Eukaryota; Fungi; Ascomycota; Eurotiomycetes; Eurotiales; Aspergillaceae. The coding region runs from base 1 to 2595 and encodes 864 amino acids. Gene Ontology annotation, molecular function: zinc ion binding; transcription cis-regulatory region binding; DNA-binding transcription factor activity, RNA polymerase II-specific. The transcript has 3 exons. Gene Ontology annotation, cellular component: nucleus. Gene Ontology annotation, biological process: regulation of DNA-templated transcription; DNA-templated transcription. The record is from RefSeq and is a predicted model, not a curated record.
AUGGACAUCGACCCGCAAUUACAGCGCGCCCGCGACGGGAGGCCCCGAGUAUACACGCCAACAACCAUAGCCGCGGAUUACCCGGAGCCACCCUCACAUAUGCACGUAAUCUCAAACCCACACCGGGACCCGGCGGGCCCAUCAUCAUACAGCCACAGCCAGAGUCUAGGCGCCGAGCACGUCCCAACCAACCAAUCGCCAGACCCAAACGACGGACCGGGCGAUGCGAAACGUGCUCGCGCCUGCGAGCCCUGUCGCCAGCUCAAGGUCCGUUGUGACCCAGACCCCGAACACCCAGAUGGAUCAUGUAAGCGGUGCGCGAAAGCGCGGCGAACAUGUAUCGUUACUGCCCCGACGCGUAAGCGCCAGAAGAAGACUGAUAGUCGGGUUGCGGAGUUGGAGAGGAAGAUUGAUGCUCUGACGGCGACGUUGCAGACGUCUCAUGCGACUGGAUCGUUAUUUGCGGGGUCUGGGUCUAGGGCUGGGUCUGCAGCGACGACGCAGCGUUCGCCGUCUUUGGAUGAUCACCCUGCGACUAGUCGGCGGUGGCUUUCUGGGUCUGGGGAGUCGACUUUGGCGGGGACGAAGCGGGGCCAUGGUGGUGAGGCGAAGGAGUCUGCUGGAGGUGGGCUUCUCGGACCGCGGUAUUCCAGGCCUGGGAGUCCAUCUGCUGAGCAGAUUUCUCAGCCGGCUUCGAAGCAGUGGCGACGACCUGUUGAUGCGGCGAAACAUGAGACUGCGAGUGAGUUUGUUGAUAUGAUUGAUCGCGGUGUGAUUGAUUUGAAAAGUGCCACUUCGGCUUUUGAGCGGUAUAUUUAUCAGAUGGCUCCGGAGUUUCCGUUUGUGAUUUUCCCUCCUGGGACGGGUAUGGCUGACGUGAGGCGGACGAAGCCGUUUCUGUUUCUUGCUAUUAUGGCUAUUGCUGUUGGGACAUUUAAUCCUGAGGCACAGAUGACGCUCAUUAAUGAACACUACCGUUCGAUUGCUGAGGAGGUUGUUGUCAAGGGACACAAGACUUUGGAGUUGCUUCAAGCUAUUAUGGUUGGUACUAUCUGGUAUUUGCCGCCGGACAAUUUCGAUGAGAUCAAGUUCUACACGAUGACGCAGAUGGCUGUGGCUAUGGCAAUGGAACUUGGUAUGAAUCGUCGGUUGUCUGUGAAUAAGAAGGGGUUCAAUAUGAUCCGUGAUUUGAUUAUCAAAAAGCCAUCGGGUCCGGCGUUUGAUCCCGAAGGACCGGAGGCGAGGAGGACUUGGGUUGGGUGCUAUUAUCUCUCCGUCCAAAUGGCCGCCGCUUUGAGGCGAGUGCAUCUUGUCACUUGGCAACCAUAUAUGGAUGAAUGUCUUGAAAUCCUGGAUAAUCAUCCAGAUGCUCUACCUUCUGACCGGAACUUGAAGUGGUGGGCAAGACUGGGAAAUAUCAUGGAAGACGCUGGUGUACGCUUCUCUUCGGAUGACGUUGGCUCUAUUGUCACAUUUGCGGAUAGUAGGGCCUGGCAUGAGAUCAAGGCGUUUGAGAAUCGGCUAUCGCGGUGGAGAGCUGAGGUACCACGCGAAGUCUAUACUGGACCGAUGAUUCAUACUGAGAGUGUUUUGAGUAUCUUUAUACACGAAUCAGUCAUGAGUUUGGACUAUAACACGGUGAACAACUCACCGCAUGACUUGCCAAGUGCAUCUGUGGCUGCUGUCAUCGAUGCUCUAACAUCCACAAUACGCUCCAUCCACCAGAGUCUCGACAUAAUCUCCUCAAUUGAGAUUGACCGGCUCAUUUCUCUGCCUACAUCGUCUAUAGCUCGAACAUCAUAUCCAGUGGUCGGCUUGAUCAAGAUCUACUCUCUCUACAUGUCACCAGACAGCCGCAUAGGCCAGAUCCUCGACGUGCAAAGCCUCAAACUGGACUACUAUCUCGACAAAGUGAUAGCACAGUAUCGCGCCGGCGCAGCGCGCGAUGGAGGUCGUGUACUAGCCAAAUUCGGAAACAUCCUGGUCCUACUCCGCAAUUGGUUCGUCAAAAAACGAGACCAAGGAGAUCACGGUCAAGAAUUGAAAGAACUAUUCUCAGCCGGCAAUCAACCCUCGCAGCCACGACAGCAGAUGGCACCAGGCAUGACACCGCUCCACUUCCUAAGCGAAGUAGCAAUGGGCGACCCAGCCAACAGACCCUCAACUCAAAAUCCCCAACGACAGGUAUACCCAACAGACCAAAGUCCGGAAAGAACGCAAACCCCAUCAUCGAACAGUUAUCCCGACCCAGCGCUUCAGGCAAAGAGACCAACACCCCCUACACCCUGGCCAUCCUACCAAGCCCAAACCACCCUCUCAGCUACAGACCCAACCCUCGAAUCAAGAUCCUACUAUCAACCCUAUUCCCAAACGGAACAACCACAAUCAUACCCCGAUAUCCAGACCACCGUGACGCAGGGAUACCCCGAUGUGUCAGUAGCAGGAAUGCAACUGGCACCACCGAUGGGAAUGGCUGAGGUUGGUGUCAAUGCUGGAGCUGGAUUUGGGGAUCCUUACUACACGUUGAAUAAUAUGAUUGAUGAGGGAUUAUUCACAUUCCCGCUUUCUUUUGAUGGAAAUUUUGGUUUCUUUUAG